Scophthalmus maximus (turbot) is the source of this 5095-nucleotide messenger RNA. RefSeq names its product sortilin 1b (gene sort1b). The coding region runs from base 376 to 2844 and encodes 822 amino acids. Gene Ontology annotation, biological process: Golgi to endosome transport; endocytosis; vesicle organization. NCBI's taxonomy places the organism in Eukaryota, Metazoa, Chordata, Actinopteri, Pleuronectiformes, Scophthalmidae. The record is from RefSeq and is a predicted model, not a curated record. Gene Ontology annotation, molecular function: protein binding. Gene Ontology annotation, cellular component: Golgi apparatus; membrane. The transcript is spliced from 20 exons.
UCUGCAGCGCAACACGGAUCCAGACACAAUUUACUUGAGCGUUACAAUGUAUCAUGUUUGCUGAAGGAAUCGCUGCGCGAAUAAUUGGCGUGAAACACCUCGGUUAGUUUGAAAGAUCGAGAUUUUUUCCCCCUCUCCCCGUUUUGAUACAUUUUCGCGGGAAGAGACGGAGCUUUGAGGGCGCUCCGUGUUUUCAAAGCCCGAAAUAGUCGGUGUCAGGAGGACUCUACUGUUGUGUUGAUGUCAUCCGCGGCAGAGCGGUAGCGACCUUCAAUUGCCCAGGCAAGACUCGGAGAAAGAAAGACUCGGUUGGUGGUGGGGUUUAUUUUUAUAUCCCCUGUCUAGUUUUCUUCGCCGGUAACGCUAGCAACGAGGAUGGGACUUUUGCUGCACGGUGUCCUGCUGUUAUCGGUUGCCACUCUCACCGCCGGUCUGGAUGUUCAGCCGGGACCGAAACCCCUCGGACAGUCGGUGCUCGUGAAGCGUUCAAGCGCCGAGGAGAAAGCUGCGAAAGUCGCAAAGCCAGCUCUGCCCGCAUGGCUGACCCCGACACCGCAUCACAAGAUCCGGAGGAGGAGCAUCGAGCCGGGCGACUCCUGCGAAGCUCUCCAGGGACACGACGCCAAGUUAGCAGACAACACCCACCGUUAUACCUUCAAUGACCUGAGUGGUUCCGUGUCGCUGGCCUGGGUUGGAGAUGGCACAGGGGUCAUCCUGGCAUUGACGACAUUUCAGGUGCCCUUCUUCAUGAUAAAACUUGGACAGUCCAAACUCUAUCGAAGUGAGAACUAUGGGAAGUCAUUCCAAGAUGUCACCAACCUCAUCAACAACACCUUUAUCAGAUCCGAGUUCGGCAUUGCUAUUGGCCCAGAGAACUCUGGCAAAGUGAUCCUGACAGGCGAUGUGUCCGGCGGUCACGGGUCACGGAUAUUUGUCUCUGAUGACUUUGGAAAAAGUUUCACCCACAGGGAGCUGCCCUUCAUCCCCCUGAUGCAGAUCACAUACAACCCUGACAAUUCCAAUGUGCUGCUGGUCAUCAGCAACAACAAUGAAAUGUGGCUCUCUGAAGAUUUUGGCAGCAACUGGGAAAAGGUCCACAGCACAGUGUGUCUGGUGAAAUGGGGAGGGAAAAAUACCAUCUUCUUUACAGCCGGCCUCAAUGGAUCCUGCAGUGAUCGGGGAAUGCUGGAACUCAGGAGGACGACAGACUUUGGUAAAACCAUCAAGACUGUGGCCAGUAAGAUCUACUCUUUUGGCGUGGGUGGACGAUUCCUCUUUGCCUCUGUGAUGACGGGCAAGGGAACUCUGAGGAUGAUCCACGUAUCCGUAGACCAGGGUGAGACUUGGAACAUGGCCCAGCUGCCUCCUGUUGGCCACGAGCAGUUCUACUCCAUUCUGGCAGCAAAUGAUGACAUGGUCUUCAUGCAUGUCGACGAGCCGGGGGACACGGGCUUUGGCACCAUUUAUGUAUCAGAUGACAGGGGGACUGUGUACUCCAAGUCACUGGAGCGGCACCUUUAUACCACCACAGGGGGUGAUACAGACUUCACCAACAUUACCUCGCUGCGAGGAGUUUUCGUCACCAGUGUUCUGGCUGAAGGCGACUCUGUGCAGUCGGUGGUGUCCUUUGAUCAGGGAGGGGAAUGGGUUCCCUUGAGGAAACCUGCCAACAGCAAGUGUGAUGCUACUGCCAAGGACCCAGAAAAGUGCAGUCUCCAUAUCCACGCAGCCUACAGCACCGCUAUGCAGCUCAACGUCCCCAUGCUACCUCUGAGUGAACCCAACGCUGUGGGCGUCAUCUUAGCUCACGGGAGUGUUGGUGACGCCAUCUCAGUGAUGAGGCCUGAUGUGUAUGUGUCUGACGACGGAGGGUACACAUGGAUAAAGGCCCUCGAUGGGCCGCAUCACUACGCCAUUCUGGACUCUGGAGGGCUCCUGGUGGCCGUGGAGCACAGCCCCACUCAACCUAUCCGCAAAAUCAAGUUUUCUACUGACGAGGGACAGUGCUGGGGUGUGUACAACUUCACAGAAGAACCCAUCUACUUUACUGGGCUGGCCUCCGAGCCGGGAGCUCGCUCUAUGAACGUCAGUAUCUGGGGCUACAGAGACUAUCUCCUCAGCCAGUACUGGAUCUCCAUCACCAUUGACUUCAGGGAACUUCUCACCAGAGAUUGUGAAGACAAGGACUAUGUGCAGUGGUUGGCCCACUCGGAUGACAUCAGCGACCCCAACGAUGGCUGCAUGCUGGGCUACAAAGAGCGGUUCCUGCGUCUCAGAAAGGAUUCUGUUUGCUGGAACGGACGAGAUUACCAGGUCAACACCCAGCCAACCCCGUGUCUGUGCACCCUGGAUGACUUCCUGUGCGAUUUUGGAUACUACCGUCAAGAGAACAGCUCGGAGUGUGUGGAGCAGCCAGACCUGAAAGGAAAAGUGCUGGAGUUCUGUCUGUAUGGCAAAGAGGAGCAACUGCAGACUAAUGGCUACAGGAAGAUCCCUGGUGAUAAGUGUGAGGGGGGAAAGAUGCCUGAGCGUAAAGAGAUUGACCUCAGUAAGAGGUGUGUGAGUGACCUGGUGGGCCCAGAACUUCUGAUAGACGGUCACUCCUCCAAGUCUGUACCCAUUGUGAUAACGAUCGUCAUCGUCAUGCUGCUGAGCAUCGCAGCUGGAGUCUUAUUUGUCAAGAAAUAUGUCUGUGGCGGCAGGUUCUUGGUUCACAGGUACUCUGUGCUACAGCAACAUGCGGAGGACAAUGCUGAGGGGAUAGACGAACCGCUCGAGACCAACCACACUCAAAAUGGCAAGAUAGUUUUUCACGACGACUCGGACGAGGACCUGCUUGAAUAGCAGGCACAACCUGUAAUGCAACUAAGCAACAGGUUUCCAGUCCUCCUCAUGGCCGCCUGCUGCACCUGAAUCCCUUUCGUCUUCAGCUACUUGUUCCUUUCAUCUUCUCGUAUGAACGUUGGCCUCAGCUACCAGACGAAGAGUCUGCGUCUCCCAUCUGUGAAUUAUAAUGAAUGUACAGAGGCGUCCUGGGACUAAAGCACAGUUGAGGACAACUAAUAUCUGUGCUUUAGUUUUGAUUCUAUUGCUCCAGUUUGAAUCAACCAGUUAAACAAAGAGCUGAUGCAGUAAUUUGAACUGCUGAUUAAUGGGUUUUGAAACAAAGCUAUUUGUAUAAAUCCACCACCAUUGCAUUACAGGUCCUGCCUCUUUUAUCACCUGGGAGUGCUCCUGGAAAUUAUACUUUUCACCUCUGUUGAAGGUCUGUAUCCUUUUUUCUCAUGCACUUGUACAUAAACCUGUUAGUUUUUCAUCAUUUUUGAUGUGGUAUCCCUUUGGAAGGUGUUAAAAGGAUUGCUGUUGGAAGCUGGUAAAUAACACCAAACCAAUCUAGGCUAUAUCCCCACUUUUAAUUAAGUAUUUGUGUCCUGGCAGCCAAUAAUAUUAAAAUUUUAGAGCCUCCUCUCAUGGCACUGAUUUGUGAAAUCCCUUGUUUUUUAGUCUGUACUUGGAAAACAAGCCUGCAUACUUUUGGUACUCUGAUGGCGCCAAGAUCCUUGGUCAAAGUAAUAAGACUAAGUGAAAAUUUUCAUUUGCGUUAGAUUUGAUAGCAAUAACAUGUUUAGAUCCAGUAUGUUGUCCAUUGAGAUUAAAUAAUCCUUUUGGCAAAAUCUCUAUUUAAGGUCUCCAGUCGCUCCAUUCGAUGAAUGGAGACGUUUUUUGCGUGAACACACAUUACUUGUCAGUGUAUUGGGUAGUUAAGUGUGUCUGUUUCAAGACAGGAUUCAGUAGAAACUACAUGUCUGCAGUUCUAACUGCCUGAAGCACAAUGUCCUUUAUAUUCUAAGAGUUUGUAGUUUAACAAUCUUCCUAAAUGUGACCGUAUGGUUAAUGUGAUAAUGCUGUAAUAAUCACUGUUGUGUUUAUAAUCAUCCAAGCAGUUUUUGUACUAAUUUUUGAACUUGCGUGGCGAAUGACAAAGAUGUUUUGAAAAAAAAAUGACAGAAAUAAUAAUAGUUUGAUAGUGAAUGUCGACAAAUAUUUUUUACAACGCAUUCAUUAGUGUAAUUUGGAGCAGUGUGAGUGUGGGGGACAGUUCAAUUAUGUAAAUGUUGUAUAGCAUAAAAACAUUGCAUCUUGUUUGUAAACAGAUGUGUUUGUAUAAGCUGCAACACCAGUAGACUUGAUUUUUUUAUUUUCAAUCUGAGGUGAACCAAAUUCUCUAAAAUAACAGGGUUAUUGAAAGUCUCAUCUGCUGUUUUGUUUUUUUAAAUCCUGCUGACUUUACUGUCAUUUUGAAGGUAAAUGUGAUUGACCAAUGUCUCACAAUAAUAAUAAUAAUAAUAACACAUCAGUCUUAUCAUGUCGAGUCUUACAGGGGUUUCUUUUUCUUCUGCUUUUGAAACAUUACUUGCAUCAAUCAUUUGUGUCUCGUUUUAAAUGUGUUGCUUUCAUGCAGGUUUUAUUUAUUUGUGACUAGCAGGUUCAGAGAGCAGAUGAACUGAAUGUGGUUACACAAGUGCCUGGUGUGACGAUGUGAUGCGAGUCUCUCCCAAUGUGUGGCCAGCAUCUAUUCACUGAAAACUAUUUAUAUCGACUAAUGUGUAACCAGUUGCAUUCAAUAUGUCGGUGACGCCCCUUCGCUGCACUUGUUGCCUGAGUUGAAUCGAAGAGCAGAAAAGAACAUGUCUGUUUCAUAUCGGCUCCUUUUGAACUGCAUGUAAACUCUCAAUAAUAUUUACUGUAAAUCCACAGCGCUCUGUAAAGAAAGUCUGGAAAGCCUCCAGUAACCUGGUUAUUCUCUCUUCUGUGUCUUGGUGGGAGACUGCAUUCUGGCUGAGUCAACUCAAAUAAACAAAACAGUGAAUACAGGGUUAUUAUUCAGCUGCUAUACACUACUACUUUAAUGAGGGUUUAUUGCGUUGAGGGAAGGUAACAUUUUUUCUUACAGUUGAAAACUACUGUAUAAAUAAGUCUUUGUGAUGGUUUUGUAAAUAUACAAGGUUUGCAUCUUUGUAUCUGCGAUGUUUCUCUCCUGUAUAUUUGAGGCAGUUUUACUUGGGUUUGCCAAUAAAUUCAUAUGUUCCUCUAA